AUGUCUAGCCUCACCACGGCCACCAGCAGCAUGGAGGAGCAGUACUACUCCGUGUCCGCGGAGGAGGUCGGCACGCACCUGUCCCUCGGGAUCGGCAGCGGCGGCGGAGCUAACAGCCUGCGGCUAGCGCCGCCGACCGCCGCGGACGGUGCAGCUGUUCGGCGAGCGGCGCCAGCAAGUAGGAAGAAGAAGAAGAGAGACACCGCCGUCGCCGGUGGCGCCACUGCCGCCGCUGCUGAUAGGCAUCAGAGCAAGAAGGCCAAGACGACGUGCGGCGAUGGUGGCGGCGGCGGGAGGAAGAAGCUCCGGCUCACCGCCGCGCAGGCCACCAUGCUCGAGGACAGCUUCCGCGCCCACAACAUCCUCUCUCACGGGGAGAAGCAGGAGCUGGCGCGGCGGGUGGGGCUGAGCGCGCGGCAGGUGGAGGUGUGGUUCCAGAACCGGAGGGCGCGGACCAAGCUCAAGCAGACGGAGGUCGACUGCGACCUGCUCCGCCGCUGGUGCGACCGCCUCACCGACGACAACGCCCGCCUCAGGCGAGACCUCGCCGACCUCCGCCGGGCGGCGGCUUCGUCCACGAGCCUGGGCGCCGCCGUCUGUGCCUCAUGCGGAGGGCACCGACAAGCAGCAGCCGUGGUCACCGCCGCCGGCAACAUGCUGGCGUAG
Miscanthus lutarioriparius is the source of this 666-nucleotide messenger RNA. Lineage: Eukaryota; Viridiplantae; Streptophyta; Magnoliopsida; Poales; Poaceae. The record is from the annotation of a GenBank genome assembly.